Molecule: messenger RNA, 3548 nt
Organism: Saccoglossus kowalevskii
Lineage: Eukaryota; Metazoa; Hemichordata; Enteropneusta; Harrimaniidae
Source: RefSeq, a predicted model, not a curated record
AAACACCUCCCGGCAAGGGACGCCACGCAUGUCGACGUCAAUACUAUUUGGUCUAUUCGCAGUCAACGUUCGGAGCAGUUGAGAUUCAAACCGCCACAAAGACCAUAACCGUAUUGGCAUUUCUGCCGGUACUAACGUCGUGGCGACAAGGGAGAGAGGGAAUAUUGUUCUAACAACCUGUGCUCAUUGUGGACUGGAAACAUGCAUACCAAACGCAUUACAACUCUCGUCAUAGUAGUCUGUAUUCUAUUUGCUGUUACUGAUGGAAGACCACGCAACUACUCUCGGAUCAAACGGGAUUUUGCUGAUGCAUUGUGGAGCAAAAUGACGGAGAGGAACGAAGACUUCAAAACUCAAAACAACAAGCUGCCCACGGUCACGGAUAAGGAGGUCAGCACCGAAUUGGACGCAAAAGAAGAGACACUGCUCAACAACCUGGAUGCAUUAAUCGACGAAUUGCGUGAGGUCAAUCAAAUGACGCGGCAAGAUGAGGAUCUGCCUAAUCGUCAGACCGACGAUGACGAUUAUAACAAACAGGAAAGCGAAUCUUCUCAAAGUGCCAAUGUGACUGAAUCGGACAGUUCAUCGUGGUCGGGAUUGGAUAUCAGUUCGUCAGAAUUGGACGAGGUGUAUUCCUUCCUCAUACGUGUCACCAACGCCAUCAUUACCAUCUUCAUCAUUACCAUCUUCAUCAAUACCAUCUGGUGAUGAUGACGAUAAUCAAGAAUCCGAACAAAAUAUGGAUAACAAUUGGGAUUCAUUGUUGAAGUUAGUUCAAUUAUUACAACAUGGUUAUGGAAAAAAAGAUGUAUACCAGAAACCGCCACUAAAUAUGAGAAACGAUGCUGACCUAGUUCCUCCAAAUAAAACCCCGCCAAAUAUGAGAAACGAUGCCGACCUGGCUCCUCCGAAUAGAACCCCACCAAAUAUGAGAAACGAUGAGGACCUGACUCCUCCGAAUAGAACCCCGCCAAAUAUGAGAAACGAUGCCGACCUAGCUCCUCCAAAUAGAACCCCACCAAAUAUGAAAGAUACUAGUUGGCAUGGGCUCGAGGCUACAGACGAUGCCGAAAAUCCACUAAACGUUAGAGAACUUUAUAAGUUGUUGUUGUCAGAAAAGGAACAAAGGCAAAGCUAUAAACCACCCCCAAAUAUGAAAAACGAAGACGCCAGACCACCUCCAAAUAUGAAAAAUGAAGACUCCAGACCACCCCCAAAUAUGAAAAACGAAAACUCCAGACCACCCCCAAAUAUGAAAAGCGAAAACUCCAGACCACCCCCAAAUAUGAAAGAUACCAGUUGGCAUGGGCACGAGGCUACAGACGAUGCCGAAAAUCCACUAAACGUUAGAGAACUUUAUAAUCUCUACAAGUUGUUGUUGUCGAAAAAAGAACAAAUGGAAGACGCCAGACCACCCCCAAAUAUGAAAAACGCAGACGCCAGACCACCCCCAAAUAUGAAAAACGCAGACUCCAGACCACCCCCAAAUAUGAAAAACGCAGACUCCAGACCACCCCCAAAUAUGAAAAACGCAGACUCCAAACCAACCCCAAAUAUGAAAAACGCAGACGCCAGACCACCCCCAAAUAUGAAAAAGGCAGACUCCAGACCACUCCCAAAUAUGAAAAACGCAGACUCCAGACCACCCCCAAAUAUGAAAAAUGAAGACUCCAGACCACCCCCAAAUAUGAAAAACGCAGACUCCAGACCACCCCCAAAUAUGAAAAACGCAGACUCCAGACCACCCCCAAAUAUGAAAGCCGAAGACUCCAGACCACCCCCAAAUAUGAAAGCUGAAGACUCCAGACCACCCCCAAAUAUGAAAAGCGAAGAUACAAGUUGGUAUAAGAACGAGGCCCUCAACGAUGGCAAAAUACCACCAAACGUGAGAGAACUUUAUAAACUUUACAAAUUGAUCUUAUCAGAAAAAGAACCAGGAAAAGACGACAGACCACCCCCAAACAUGAGAUCCGAGUAGACACAAAGAUGUACGUCGCAACGAAAGCUGAAGGUACAGCACAACAUUGGAUAAUAUGCCUACAGUAUCCAAAGAGGCCGGAGAACGGAGCUUUACCAAUAUAUUCGUCGUAUUCAGUAUCAAAAUAAAUGACAAAUGUGCUGCGGGACAUAGUUAAAGUUCAUAUUUACAGUUUUAAUGCUUUGCGUAGUUUGAAUACAUGUUAAUUACAUUAUUGGUGGUCAUUGCACAUGAAUCUACUGGGCGACCAGCUAACCAACUGCUCAGCCCGUUAUUAGAACACCAUGUGUAAACAAUUCCCCCAGUUAUAAUAAACACACACGGUACACGGAUUGCCGCGUCAUAUUUGUAAACGUUCACUUGACCUUGUCCAAUAGAAAACAUCGCACAGAUUCGUAAGAUUCGACAGCCUCGCACGAACCCUCCGAUGUAACAAUAACAUUUUUGAGCUAUACAGAUACCCACCCACCCCCGUUAUUGUUAGACCGCCACUAACAAAUUUCAACUAUUGCUCCGAUUUAUGCCUUACGAUCACUGCCACGUAACGGCUUUGACGUCGCUUGUUUUAGUAACAAAAUCACAUUAUUCUCAUAAUUUGAAAUAACCGAAACAUUUCUAACAUACAGAUAUGUAAAAUAUAGUUAUGCUUUCGAUAAUCUGUGACCAUGUCACGUGAUCUACUGCCGCCAUGUUUUCCAUAAAUUGGACUUAUUAAGUAAAUCAUACAAAAUUUGCAAAUGACAAAAGCAUUGACACAUUCCUUUUUUUCUAGGAAUAUUUCCAAUUAUGAUAUUUUGGAAGAAAAUGAAAUAUCAGAAUUUGUCAUCCUUAAAUAUUCGGCACGAGUCUGGACAGUGUGCUAUGACGGGAAUGUGCUCAUUGUGGUCACCUGUAUUUAAUUAUAUUACAUUAUUUAUAAGAAUAUCGUAUUUUACAUCUCAAAGUUUGGAAACUGUUUUUUUUUUUACAAUUGGCUGAUUAUAUAAAUAAAUUUGCGGCGAUAUCCCAAUAUAUCACGUGACUAUUGUACCCUAACUUAAUUUAAUAAUAAUAACUGAAAUGUGACGACUUCUAAUUAUCGACUAGCCAUUUAAAAGUAUUGAUAUUAUAAAAAAGAUUAGUUAUUAAUUAUAUUGUAUGUGUAAACCAGUGUGCUAAAAUUAUCAUUGUAUUUUCGAAAAAGCUUGGAAUGUAUUUGAUUUAUAAUUUUACAGUCAGUUCGAAAUUUGUAAUUGUGGGACGUGACGAAAUUGGUGAUAUUGUACUUUGAGUAUAAUGUUGAUUAGUUAAUGAUUGGAACAAAUUGUUAUAAACAAAUCUACAUGUUUUAUUUAGUAUAGUGUAUUGACAAACUGACGCAACUUCAAAAGUCACGUGACAACAACAAAUAUUUAAAACAUAUGCCAGAUUCUUACCUUGUAAUGUUAUGUAAUUUUUUGUUGAAAAACUUAGUAACCCGGUAAUUUUCAUAAAAAGUGCUUUAUUUAGAAAAACAACAACAACAACAUAAAUCUACUUUGUAAUCAGGAAAUGAUUGACUAAAUAAAGCAGUGGUCUACUGAAUUAUAAU